Lodderomyces oxycetoniae is the source of this 2019-nucleotide messenger RNA. RefSeq names its product Hsp70 family ATPase (gene SSC1). Gene Ontology annotation, biological process: protein folding. Gene Ontology annotation, molecular function: ATP binding; ATP-dependent protein folding chaperone. The record is from RefSeq and is a predicted model, not a curated record. Lineage: Eukaryota; Fungi; Ascomycota; Pichiomycetes; Serinales; Debaryomycetaceae. The transcript has a single exon. Gene Ontology annotation, cellular component: mitochondrion; cytoplasm. Bases 1 to 2019 code for a protein of 672 amino acids.
AUGAUUGCUGCUAGAAGUACCUUGAAGAGUGUUUCUCGUCAAUCUGCAGCUGUAUCUGCAUCUGUAUCUGCUUUUGGAAAGUUUGCUGCUGCUGCUGCUGUUCGUGCUCAAUCUACCAGCUCCAAUGCUGGUGCAGCACCAACGGGACCAGUUAUUGGUAUUGAUUUGGGUACUACCAAUUCUGCUGUCGCCGUGAUGGAAGGCAAGACGCCAAAGAUUUUGGAAAACUCGGAGGGUGGAAGAACUACACCUUCUAUUGUUGCCUUCACUAAAGACGGAGAGAGAUUAGUUGGUAUCCCAGCUAAACGUCAAGCUGUCGUUAAUCCAGAAAAUACCUUGUUUGCCACUAAACGUUUAAUUGGUAGAAGGUACGAAGAUAAAGAAGUGCAAAGAGACAUUAACCACGUUCCAUACAAGAUUGUCAAACAUGGUAAUGGAGAUGCUUGGUUAGAAGCAAGAGGUAAACAGUAUUCUCCACAACAAAUUGGUGGAUUUGUGUUGAACAAAAUGAAGGAAACCGCUGAGGCAGCUUUAGGUAAGAAAAUCAAUAGUGCCGUUGUUACAGUCCCUGCUUACUUUAAUGAUGCUCAAAGACAAGCUACAAAAGAUGCCGGUAAAAUUGUUGGUUUGAAUGUUUUGAGAGUUGUUAACGAGCCAACAGCCGCUGCUUUGGCUUAUGGUUUAGAGAGGAAAGACGGUGAAGUUGUUGCCGUUUUCGAUUUGGGUGGAGGUACUUUUGAUAUUUCGAUUUUGGAUAUUGGUGCUGGUGUUUUUGAAGUUAAAUCGACUAACGGUGAUACCCACUUGGGUGGUGAAGAUUUCGAUAUUGCUUUGGUCAAAUACAUUGUUGAUGAUUUCAAGAAGGAAUCGGGUAUUGAUUUGUCCAAAGACAGAAUGGCUAUUCAACGUAUUAGAGAAGCUGCUGAGAAGGCAAAGAUUGAGUUGUCCUCAACUGUUUCAACCGAUAUCAACUUGCCAUUUAUUACUGCUGAUGCUUCAGGUCCAAAACACAUCAACACCAAGAUUUCAAGAGCUCAAUUUGAACAAUUGGUUGAACCUUUGAUCAAAAAGACUAUUGAACCAUGUAAAAAGGCAUUGAAAGAUGCCGGCUUAUCCGCAUCUGAUAUCUCGGAAGUCAUCUUGGUUGGUGGUAUGUCAAGAAUGCCAAAAGUUGUUGAAACUGUUAAAUCCAUUUUCGGUAAAGAACCAUCCAAGAGUGUUAACCCAGAUGAGGCUGUUGCUAUGGGUGCUGCUAUUCAAGGUGGUAUUUUGGCUGGUGAAGUUAAAGAUGUUGUUUUGUUGGAUGUUACCCCGUUAUCCUUGGGUAUUGAAACCAUGGGUGGUGUCUUUGCUAGAUUAAUUUCUAGAAACACAACUAUUCCAGCUAAAAAGUCACAAAUCUUUUCAACUGCAUCUGCUGGUCAAACCUCGGUUGAAAUUAGAGUAUUCCAAGGUGAAAGAGAAUUAACUAGAGACAACAAAUUAAUUGGUAACUUUACAUUAUCUGGUAUUCCACCAGCACCAAAAGGUGUCCCCAAGAUUGAAGUCACUUUUGACAUUGAUACCGAUGGUAUCAUUAAAGUGUCUGCUCUUGACAAGGCCUCAAAUAAGGAUGCUUCAAUCACAGUUGCCGGUUCAUCUGGAUUAUCCGAUGCUGAAAUUGAAAAAAUGGUUAACGAUGCUGAGAAGUUUGCUGCAUCAGAUAAAGCAAGAAGAGAAGCUAUUGAAACUGCAAAUAGAGCUGACCAAUUAUGUAACGAAACUGAAAGCUCUUUGGAGGAACACAAGGAAAAAUUAUCAAGCGAAGCAGUUGAACACAUUAAAGAAACAAUCACCAAGUUGAGAGAAGUAGUAUUAAAAGCACAAGCUGGUGAAGAAGUUGCUGCCGAGGAAUUGAAACAAAAGACUGAAGAAUUACAAAAUGAAGCUAUCAACUUGUUUAAGGACUUGUACAAAGAAGGAGACUCAUCAUCAUCUUCAUCAUCAUCGUCAUCUGGUUCCGACGAACCAAAGAACUAA